Hyaloscypha bicolor E is the source of this 1530-nucleotide messenger RNA. RefSeq lists its product as uncharacterized. Lineage: Eukaryota; Fungi; Ascomycota; Leotiomycetes; Helotiales; Hyaloscyphaceae. The transcript is spliced from 2 exons. The record is from RefSeq and is a predicted model, not a curated record. Bases 74 to 1306 code for a protein of 410 amino acids.
CUAAUUCUCUCAUCGCUAUAUAUGUUCGAUCAUUGUAUCGUAUCAGUUAAAGUUGUUCAGGAACGCUACACUCAUGUCAAAUGUCUGGACGAAUCGUGGUACCAUCACCACGACGUUUACCCCACCUUCAUCAUGCUUCACAACCACCUUUGACACGGUCGUUACCGAAAUGUCCUUUUUCCACGUUGCGCAUUGGGGCGGGUACGGCAAAGGCUACGGUGGAUCAUGCUAUCCCAGCUCCGCGUCAACCGUGACGUUCGGCACCGCAGCUUCGGAGUCUGCCUUUGGCAAUUAUUAUUACUCUCCCGCGUUCAUCUGCCCAGCUGGAUGGACCACCGCAAAGUCACUAAGCGUGGACCCUUCCUCUGGGUUGACGACGAGUACUGGCGUGUCAGCGUAUCUUUGCUGCCCGAGCGGACUGGCGUGGAGUUAUGCGGGAUAUGCGCCAUAUCAUCAGUGUGCUGUGACCACUAUUCCGGGGAACGUCCUCUACAACGUCACCUUAACAGAUGCCGGUUUAUCGUACGCUUCUUUAUCAAUCUCCGCAGUCACGAGUGCUGUUGUAUCUUGUGAUGGCAUCCCAAUCCUAUACGAUCAAGCGGACUUGGCAAGUUUCCAGCGUGUUCUUUCGACCACAACAUCGUCGUCGCAAACACAAUCAUCCAGCAUUUCAAAAAUGUCAAGUAUUCCGCCGCCCACUGGGACUCCUUCGGGUAACUCAGGUCCGACAGGCUCAAAGGGACUCUCUUCCGGGGCCAAGGCAGGCAUGGCUAUCGCAGCAGUCCUCGUCGUCUUCGCCAUCUUUCUCUUCCUCUUCCUAUUCAUCCGACGGCACAGGAAGCAGCAAGCUACCCAACGAAGCGAGCACGCAGCGACCAGCACAGCAGAAGCGGACGAAAAAGGCGUCGUUGUAUCAGAAUUCCCCACCUCAGCAAAUAAGCACGAGCUACCCUCUCCCUAUCAUCAGAACCAAGAACUCGAAUCGCCUGACAACCGCGCCAAAUACUCAAUGGGCCACGAGCUCCAUGCUCCUGUUCCCAGUGAACUUGGAUCCUACGGCCCACCCUCCGGCCCAAUAGCGCAGGAGAGCUCGGCGUCGAAUUUACGGUCACCUGUAAGCCACAAGGCUGUACCGACAGAGAUAGCAAAGGACGACGACCCCGAGCUGGAGCGUAUGAAAGCCGAGAUUGAGGCGUUGCGAGUCGAGAAAGAGCGUAGGCUGCAGGAUUUAGAGGGGAGAGAACGGGAGUUGAGCAGGGCUAUUGUGGCGAAAUCUCGGACGGAGAUGAGAGGGAAUCUGGGCUGAUCAUAGAAUAGACGGCCUGGUAGGAAAGAUAAUGAAUGCUGCUAAGAUUAGAGGAAGGAGUAUUGUUAGCGUGUGGCAGUUAAGAUGUACCCGUUGAGUCACAUGAUUGACUCAUUUGGAGUGAUUGGCUUUUCUGCCUAAUUUGCAGUACUGAGGUUUACUGCUGCCUGUCGUUCAAAUGCUCUAUAUAAGCAUCAAUAACUGUAGUCUCAAUGGGAUAACUC